UGAGAGCUGACCAGCUUAUCGGAUAUAUAUUACAGUACUGCAGUACGGUAAUUUCAUGAUUUUCUGAAUUGCUUGUCAAUUUGUUUCAGAUUGGAUAGGGUCUGAGAGUUUCGUUUGUCAAAUCAGUAAAUUGUAAACACAUCUUGAUGGAUAAUCAUAGGUUGCAUGAUGCUAUCGUUAAGGAUCUUCUUCUUGAAGUAAUAGAAGAAGAAAUCUUAGGUUUGUUAGAGAAUUCCAUCAUUGAAGAUGAACAUCCUAUUGAUCCCAGAGCCAAAGAGAAAAAUAGGCAAAAACUUACACAAUAUUUCGCUGAUGAUAUUUUGAACAAAGUUCUUGCAGAAGAGUUUGUUUCAUUAAGCACAGAAUUCUUCGAUAUGAUUAUUAAAAACCAUCGCACAGAUGUAACUGCGGUUCAACGAUUGAAUGAUGUCUUGCGAGAUACUACAAAAGAAAUAACAGAGGAAAUUGUUCUGGAACUUAUGGAAGAAAAGAAUGCAAAAUCACAAUGCGAAAAAAUUGUGGAUGACAUCAUUACAGAAGUUCAAGCUGAAGAAUUCAACAUAAUGUCAAGCAAAACUUUGGAUCAUUAUAGAGCUAGAGUUGCCCUUCUUCAGUACAGGCAAAUGCAAAGUUCUGCUUCAGGGGUCCUUCUCGAUAAAGUUAUUUUAAACGCACUACUUUCCCCUUAUAAUGAUGAAACCGAAGAGAGUGACAUUACUUUACAAAAUAACGAAAAAGACAAUAUUAUGAAUAAAAUUAUAUUUGAACUUGUUUUGUCACAAUCACUUGCAUUACAUGCAUGUUCUCCUAAAAACACUCCAAUGAAAAAUGGUAAGGAUUUAUCUUUAUCAAAGCUUCCACCAACUGAGUGUAUUCCUCUUAAUUGGUAUAAAAAAAAAGUUACUUCAGCUAUUGCUGAGGAUGUCGCUGUCACAAUGUUGUGCGAUAGACUGGAUGAGUCUAUGCAAUUUGCGGCUGAAGAACAAAUGAAAAAUCAGGCAGUUUCAUUAUUCAGUCAAUUUAUCAAUGCUUCUUAAUUACUGAUCUUAAUUAAAUAUGGAUAUCUCAAUAUU
This is a messenger RNA of Styela clava, 1073 nucleotides long. RefSeq lists its product as uncharacterized. The record is from RefSeq and is a predicted model, not a curated record. Lineage: Eukaryota; Metazoa; Chordata; Ascidiacea; Stolidobranchia; Styelidae.